AGAUCAGCCUGACCAGCGUAUGAAACGUGCCUCUCCAGACGCACGGUGGUGGCCAGCGCAUUACACAGGCGGCGAUGUGGAGGUCAGUCUCUCAUCAGUGCAACGCACCGAGCAGUUCCCCCCCCCUAAACCACAUCUCUCCUGCCUUUGUCCUCUUCUGUCCUGCAGAAACAAGGGAUUUCGCAUUGCACUCGGUCGGCUCAUUCCCGCAAGUCACGUCUCUGUCUCGCUGUGCGAUUCCAUUCUUUGGGUGGCAGGUGUCCCGGUGCGUCGACGUCCUAACACCGGACAAGUGAUGCUCUGAGCUGUACUGUUGCUCCCCUGUCGCCUCACAUCUCUGCAGCAAACCGGGCUGGAAAUGGUCCCAAGCUCAACUAACCGGCGGCGUUCAGAGGUUAGACUCUCAGUCAACAGAGGGUCACAGCUACAAACACAUCACCCACCCUCUUCCUCCUGCCUGGCGAAAGUCGUACGUCUGCUGCCUGCAUUCAUCUAAACAGAAGUGAAGACUGACAGCAAACUUACACUGUAGUAGUACAGUACUGCCUUGAGUGUGUGUGUGUGUGUGUGUGUGUGUGUGUGUGUGUGUGCGCGCACUUCAGUGCCUUUAGUGUUCCCCAAGCCCUCCACUCUGUGUGUGUGCAAUGAUGUGUGGUUGUGUCAAGGUGGAGAGUUAAGAGGAAAACAGGACCUGUUCAAGUCCGCAAAACCAAGCCAGCUGCUGCGUAUGUGUGUGUGUUAGGGUUGAGCAGUCCAGCACGUGAGACAGUGUGUGUGUGUGUGUGUGUGUGUAUUUGUGUGAGGGGCUAGGGUUGACCAGGCUAUGAGUGCGUCUCAGAGGGAGAGGCUGUUUGAUGCUGAGUCGAGCUAAGGGAGCAGAACAGGAGAAUCUGUAAGAGGAGCAGCCAUGGGGCUCGGACAGUCCAGCAAGGCUCCAGUCACCGAGGACACAGACGAGGUGAAUUUCGACCACUUCCAGAUCCUGAGGGCAAUAGGAAAAGGAAGCUUCGGAAAAGUCUGCAUUGUACAGAAGAAGGACACUAAGAAGAUGUACGCCAUGAAGUACAUGAACAAGCUGAAAUGCGUGGAGCGGAACGAAGUGAGGAAUGUCCUGAAAGAGCUGCAGAUCAUGCAGAACCUUGAACAUCCUUUCCUGGUCAACUUCUGGUAUUCCUUCCAGGAUGAGGAGGACAUGUUUAUGGUGGUGGACUUGCUCUUGGGAGGAGACCUGCGCUAUCACCUCCAGCAGAACGUCCACUUCUCAGAGAGCACGGUCAAACUCUACAUCUGUGAACUGGCCCUGGCCCUGGGAUACCUCCGUACCAAGCGCAUCAUACACAGAGACAUCAAACCUGACAACAUACUACUGGAUGAAAAUGGGCACGUCCAUCUAACAGACUUCAACAUCGCAGCCAUUGUAAAAGAAGACCUUAAAGCAACGUCCAUUGCUGGGACCAAGCCGUACAUGGCUCCUGAGCUGUUCCAAACCUUCGAGGGGUUCCACCCUGGCUACUCCUUCUCGGUCGACUGGUGGUCGCUGGGCAUCACAGCCUAUGAGCUACUAAGAGGACAGAGACCAUAUGUAAUGAGAUCCAGUACACCGGCUAAUGAGAUCCUUCAGACCUUCCACAAGGUCCAUCCCAGCUACCCAGCAGCCUGGUCUCUGGAGAUGAAGUCUCUACUCAGAAAGCUGUUGUGCAUAGAUGUCAAGCAGCGCAUUUCCUGUCUAGCAGAGCUACAGGAUCUGGACUACAUGUCAGAUGUCAACGUGGACGCUGUACUCAGCAAACAGAUUCCUCCAGGCUUUAUUCCUAAUAGGCGGAGACUAAACUGUGAUCCUACAUUUGAGCUGGAGGAAAUGAUCCUGGAGUCCAAACCGCUUCACAAGAAGAAGAAAAGGCUUGCUAGAAAAACCAAGGACCAGGGAUCUGAUGGCUCCCCACAGAACGGUCAGUUGCAGCAGAGACUGGAUAACGUCCAGAGAGACUUCAUUGUCUUUAACCGAGAAAAGUCAAAGAAAGAAGUGGUGGAGUCCUCUGAGCUGUCCAUGAGUGAGAAGAACAAGGCAAUAGAGGAUGGACAGAACAACAAUGUUGAACCGGCGGCCUACUUAUCAGGAUAGGUCUCAUGACCGCAGAUCCUUACCUAGUCCCUUAUCACUUGCCCCUGCCCACAGCUUGUAGAUCAGCAAUUUACACCCAGACACCUAUUGUUCUAUCAGCACAGGCACUCAGAUCCGUUCUUCAAUGUUCCUGCACCACUACAUCGCCUAUACAAACACAAAAGCAGUAUGCACUUGUGCUUCACUGAGUGAAAUCGACUCUGAGAGCAGCAGCCAUGCCAGACUGAGGCUUUUCGCUUUCUUGUCACAAGAAGAAGGACUCUCAGCAGAGAGUUAUUCAUAUCGUGCUCCCUUACAUCACUCUGGUGCUCUAAGGUCUGCUCAACCUCUACUCUGGGCAGCAUGCUGAAGUGAAAAGGAAGUCUGCCAAAAAGGAGACAAUGCCACACCUGCUCAGCUGUAAUAGGAAAUAAAGUGACGUGGUCAGCUAUGGCUCAAAGCUUUAUGUACUGCUGCUGUUUUGGGCAGGACACUCAGAUUUUUAAUCUCAGCGAUGCAUUUUCUGGUUGAUUAGUUAUUUAAAUAUAACAAUGGUUCAACAGUGCUACAUGGGAAUGGACUUAACAAGAAUUGGCAUAAGAAGUUGGGUUAGCGACACAUAUAGAAAUACAAACACUUGGGUGGACGGCUUGAGAUUCGAGCAUGACACUAAGAGUACAACACAUUAAAAUGGAGAGGUUAGUAAGGCUAAAUGAGGCCUUUGUUUUUAAGACAGCAACCACAGAUUCCUCUAAGAUAGAAUAUGAAGAGCUGAACUGUAGGCUUGACCGUGAAUGGGUCCCUUUAUCAUAGCAGCAAAAACAUUGUUGUAGUGGUCAUUAUGCUUAGCUUUGCAACAAGCUACAAAGAUGGUAGGAUUGCAACAUUUGGUACAAUGCCCCAGCUCCAUCAGCUGCAGAUAUAGGCAAAACGUGUUUUCUUCACUUGCGUAUGCUUUAAGUUACUAUUGAAUAUAAAAACUAUUGAAAAUUUGAAAUGCACUUAAACAAUUGUUUUAAGGUUAACCUUUAAUGUCCAUUCAUGACAGUGGAAGCUUAUAUGAAGUUGCUUAGUUAAGGCCAACGGGAGCGGUUGAAAGCUCCGGGCACAACAAGUAAGUGGACCUUCUGAUGAAAGUUUUUUUGUCAAACAAGUUUUCCUUUAAAACACUGACACUGAUUUGGACUAACCUUUCACUGAAUCUGCAAAUGACCUACAGCAUCUUAAAAAAAGGUUUAUAGCUAUGAAAACUUAGAAAAGGGUAGAUGUUAUAUGUUUUGCACUGAACCUUGCUUUGCACAUGCUUCUUCAUCAACUGUAGCAUUUAUGCACAGAGAGACAUAAAAAAUCUAAAGCUGUGAGUGACUACUUAUUCCCUUAGGGAUGGUUUAAUAGACAAGGAUUAAUAGGCUGAGUCCUAUAUAUGAUUUCUUUUUCAGUUACUGUCUGCAUUGGAACUUGUUUUUGUCAAAUAUGUUAUGUCCUUCCUCUAUUGUGGUGAAUACAACCAAUUACAUGUGGCACCAGAUAAGUCUGUCAAUUUCAAUUCGCAAUUAAUUGCUCCCAUAGAAGAAUACAUUCUGCAACAAAAAUCUUGUACAGAUGGUAUUCAAAAGUAAUUCGGCACCAGCUGGAUAACACAUUGGGAAAAAAAUAUUAAUAUUGAUUUUUACAUUCAAAGUUGUUAACAAGAAAACAAUGACAGAAACAAACAACCACAGGCCAUGCAAUACUCCUUGUUCAUUCAAUUUAAGAUUUACUGUAAGAAACCACACCUGCCUCUGAAGAUGCAGAGGGAUGCCUUACACCAGGGGUCAGCAACCUUAGACAUGCCACCAUUAGCAUGUGGCAGCUCAACCAAUGGCACACUUAUUGCAAGUGUGCCAUUGGUCGAGCUACCGCAAUGGCACACUUGCAAUAAGUGUGCAAGAGAGUGUUUUGGAAAUGUUCCAAUCCACAUCCUAAAUGACCAUCACAGCCAUUGGCAUGCAGGAGCACAUCCUGGUAUUUACAGUAGUUUAAUUAACGUUUUCCCCAUCCUCAUUCCGCAAAGACCCGCCCCACUCUGCCUCUGAUUGGCUAGUAAUCAUCGCCUUCUUAGACCUUUUUCAUGGCAGACAUGUUGACAUGUCAUAGUAGGAAAAGCACAGGUGUAUUCAA
Perca fluviatilis (European perch) is the source of this 4261-nucleotide messenger RNA. It is a transcript of the gene stk32a, whose product is annotated as serine/threonine kinase 32A. The coding region runs from base 908 to 2122 and encodes 404 amino acids. Gene Ontology annotation, biological process: protein phosphorylation; G protein-coupled receptor signaling pathway; regulation of signal transduction. The record is from RefSeq and is a predicted model, not a curated record. Lineage: Eukaryota; Metazoa; Chordata; Actinopteri; Perciformes; Percidae. Gene Ontology annotation, molecular function: G protein-coupled receptor kinase activity; ATP binding; G protein-coupled receptor binding. The transcript has 13 exons.